Tuber aestivum (summer truffle) is the source of this 686-nucleotide messenger RNA. The record is from the annotation of a GenBank genome assembly. NCBI's taxonomy places the organism in Eukaryota, Fungi, Ascomycota, Pezizomycetes, Pezizales, Tuberaceae.
UUGUACAGAAGAUAUGCGCGGCUAGGUAAUUUGGCUGAUCUCAACGAGGCAAUUAUUCGGGUGGAAACAGCCAUCGAUGCAUAUCCUCUAGGAAACCCCACUCCCGGUAAUAUGCUGAAUGUGCGGAGCCUAUUAUUGAGAGAAAGAUUUGAGCAGCUUGGUGACAUAAAGGAUCUGGAAUUGGCUGUAAGGAUAAAUGAAGAGACAGUGAGACUGACCCGCGCUGGUAACCCGGACAAUGCGAGGGCACUGGAAUGCCUGGGAUGGGUAUUGUUCAGGAAGUUUGAGCAGGUAGGAUACCUUGGAGACCUCCAAAAAGCGAUCAAGUACGGCGAAGAGGCACUAGCUGCCACCCCUCAAGAUUACCCCGAUCGGGCAUCCAGGCACAGUAACCUCGAAACCUGGCUCUCUAGGAGGUUUAGGCGGAUAGGAGACCUUGGAGACCUUGAAAAAGCCAUCAAGCACGGCAAAGAGGCACUCGCUGCCACCCCUCAAGGCCACGCCUAUCGAGCAGAGAGGCAGUACAGUCUAGGAUAUGGGUUGUACAUGAGGUUUGAGCGGAUUGGAGACCUUGAAGACCUUCAAAAAGCCAUCAAGCACGGCGAAGAGGCACUAGCUGCCACCCCUCAAGACCACCCCGAUCGAGCAGAGAGACAGAGAAAUCUAGGAUAUGGGUUGUAUAUUAG